AUGUGGAGGUUUAACCAUUGGGCUUAUGUCGACAUCUUUGUCUACUUUUCCCAUUAUUGUGUCACCAUUCCGCCUGUUGGCUACAUUCACGCCGCCCACAAGCAUGGCGCCCUCGUCUUGGGCACCCUCAUUUUUGAGUGGGAGAAGGGCGCCAAGGAACUGCAAAACAUCCUGGUUAGCUUCAAGACCCGCGCGAGAGCUGCCAGUCAGUUGGCUUCAAUUGCCAAAUUUUAUGGCUUUGAUGGAUGGCUCGUCAAUGUCGAGGUUGAACUUCCGGGCGGAUCUUCGGCCGCUUCCGAUUUGGCCGCUUUUGUUGGCGAUCUCACACGUGCUACCAGGAAGAUUGUCGGCCUCGUCUCUGAGGUCAUCUGGUAUGACUCUGUCACCCGCGAUGGCUCCCUCAGGUGGCAGAAUGAAUUGAAUCAGGACAAUGAACAGUUUUUCAAAGCAGCCGGCUCUAUCUUCACAAACUACCAUUGGGACAGAAACGCCCCUGUCCGAUCCGCUGUCAAAGCCGGCACCAGACGCACCGAUGUCUUCACUGGCAUCGACAUUCAUGGCAGGAAGACGUAUGGCGGCGGUGGAUUCCAAGCCCACUUGGCCUUGCGCGCUAUCAAGCAAGGCGGCACGUCUGCAGCGCUUUUCGCCCCGGCAUGGACCGUUGAAAAGUGCCCGCCCAAUGUAUCCGAUCCUCGCGAACUUGAAGACCGCUUCUGGACCGGCCCAUCCGGUCGUUUUGGACGCGAGUCUGUCGCUCAGUACUUCAAGGAACGCCCGGUGCUUACUCAGAUUCCUUUCUCUACCUCUUUUGAUCCGGGAUGGGGACCACGUCUUAUGGAAAAGGGAGUCGUCAAGUCUCCCGACCGAUAUUUUAAUAUGGCUCAGCAGCAUAUCCAACCGUCUUUUAUGCGCACAUAUGUUGCCGCCGGUGACGUUUCUGCUUCAGAGCUCUGUCUUUCUCACGAAGAAGCAUUCAAUGGUUCGGCUUCCAUCAAGACUCGCUUUGCCUUUUCAGAGUCUCGUAUGCUGUCGGGUUCCUUCGCAAUUCUUCGCUUGCUUGUCGCGAACCUUACCUUCCCCACACGCCUGUCUUCAAGGAUCACAAAAUCUCAAGAAGGCGCAAUUCGCGUAUCCUACAGUUAUUUGGCCAAGUCAGAAAAGGACCCAAUCUCCGCAGGGGAUGACUUUGGUUUGGUUUUCAUGGUCUCCUCUCCACCGGGAGCUCUUCUCCUCGUUGGUGAAAACUCAAAAUGGAAUGACCGCAAGGGUGAUGCUGCUGGUCAUCGCAUCGUGUCACGUAUGCAGAUCCUUGGCAAGUUUGUCAACUUUGAGGUCGUCGUGGCAACCUCAGAUCAAGCAGCAAUUGGUGCACCCCCUGCGGGAGAUGGCACCACGGGGUGGAAGACGCGGUCAUUCAUUCUAGAGGGGUCUCUUACGUCAGGGCAAAGACUGGGAGAAGUAAUGAUCAUCACGGGUGGCCCACCCCAGCAGCCGAUAUCAGUGAAUCCCUCACCAUUCAUAUCACCGUCCGUUUCCCGAGGCAUCUCGAGAGUCGGUUCCCGAUCAGCUUCGCGCAUUGGAUCCGCUGCGACAUCUCGUGCAAACUCCCCACCGCGUCGCGGGUAUGAUCGGGAGGACAGUAUGGGCUAUCGCAACCGGGGUCUCGCCACGGUUGGCGACUCUGGGACGCCAGCAAGGACUGGCGAUGCUGAUGGAGACGAUUUUGGUAGCGAUUUGCUCAGCAAGUACAGGCAGUCAUUUGGGCCACGGCGACCGAGUGAGUCUGGAAUUUCGCGGGGGCAACGACCCGAAGCUGUGCAGUCGAUUGGUGUAGGCUUUGAUAGAAGGCAAAUUUCGGGGGGGUGGUUACAACGAGGGCUGGAUGGUGAUGAUGAGAGGGCUUACGACAAUCAGAAUCGGCUCUCAUACCACCCUAGAAUGCCCGAGGCCAGAGCGGAUCGCGGGGAUCGAGAGGUGCAGUACGCAGAGCCAAGGGCUCUUGUUGGUGGGCAGCGGGCAUCGAGUUAUGCGCACAACUUCCAAGUCGACGGUACAAUCGACUAUGGCGAGAUGGAAGAGGACGACCAAGGAAUGUACUCAGCGAGCACGUCGCGAGCGCUGAGUCGAUUGGGUUCUAGGUUGCAGACGCCUAUAGGUAGCCGGCCUCUAUCUCGAUUCGGGUCUCGCCUUGGUUCUUUGCAUGGAUCGAGAUCGGGAUCCAUGGCGGGGUCUAGAUUAGGGUCCAGAGUGGGGUCUAUGGCGGGGUCAAGGACCGGAUCUUUUGCAAACUCACUCGCCAAUUCAAGAGCGGGAUCGCGGCAGGGGUCUCGAUUUGCAAGCCCUUCGAUGACGCCUCACAGUGGUGGUGGCGGUGCCAUGCCCCUUAGUGACAGCAUGCGACGACUAUCUACGCGCGGCAUGAUUCCAGCAUCUGGGACAGAAUUUGACAGGCAAGAAUUUGACAGGCAAGGAGAAGCCGCGAGCGGGAUGGCGACGCCGUCGCGCUCGAACGCGGCUUUGAGCGAUUUGAAAUCAGCGCUGAUGCAGGCGGCAGGAUCCAUGGCAGGGGAGGCUGCCGAGGGCAGACCAAAAGUGGUUGGAAGUGUGUCGACGAAGAGCUGCAUUGUGUACCUGGGGGAGCUGUCCAUCGAGGUGAUCACGGACACUGACAAAUCAAUGCCAGCGUUAUUUGACGGCUCAACGUGUAGAUAG
Molecule: messenger RNA, 2712 nt
Organism: Chondrus crispus (carragheen)
Lineage: Eukaryota; Rhodophyta; Florideophyceae; Gigartinales; Gigartinaceae
Product: Endo-beta-N-acetylglucosaminidase GH85
Exons: 1
Coding region: 1-2712 (903 amino acids)
Biological process (GO): protein deglycosylation
Cellular component (GO): cytoplasm
Molecular function (GO): mannosyl-glycoprotein endo-beta-N-acetylglucosaminidase activity
Source: RefSeq, a predicted model, not a curated record